UUCAACAAUACAAAUAUCAAGUGAAGAUCAAAACUCUUCUUUAACCGAGUAACGAUGGGGUCAGUGGAGCCACAGUACCAAUCUUUGCUUCCCACGCUUGAUUCACAUACAAGAAUCACACACUUGUCUUCUCAGGCAAUUGAGGAGUUCUUGCAACAAAGGACAGUGCCAUUGAGAUGGUGGCCUCGUCUUGUUGCUUGGGAAUCAAGGCUCUUAUGGUUAUUAUCUUGGGCUUCUAUAAUUGUCUCCUUAUUCAAUUUCAUGCUUAGCUUUGUCACCCAAAUGUUCUCUGGACAUUUGGGUGCUGUAGAGCUUGCUGGUGCUUCCAUUGCCAACGUUGGAAUUCAGGGCCUUGCUUAUGGGAUUAUGCUGGGCAUGGCUAGUGCUGUGCAGACGGCGUGCGGCCAAGCCUAUGGAGCCAAGCGGUACUCCGCCAUGGGUGUCAUAUGUCAGAGAGCAAUUGUGCUGCACUUGGGAGCAGCUGUGCUCCUUACAUUCCUCUACUGGUUCUCAGGUUCAGUGUUUGUAGCUAUGGGGCAAUCGACAGCCAUUGCCGAGCAAGGACAAAUUUUCGCCCGAGGUUUGAUCCCUCAGAUAUAUGCAUUUGCCAUAUGUUGCCCUCUGCAGAGGUUUCUUCAAGCUCAGAACAUUGUGAACCCUCUUGCAUGCAACGCUGUGGGGGUGUUCUUUGUUCACGUAUUUCUCUCAUGGCUUGUUAUUUAUAAAUUGGACUAUGGGCUUCUGGGAGCAGCCUUAACACUAAGUUUGUCUUGGUGGCUUCUUGUCAUCUUGAAUGGGCUCUACAUCGUUCUGAGUCCAAAAUGCAAGGAAACUUGGACUGGCUUGUCCAUAAGUGCUUUCCAAGACAUUUGGCCUUAUUUCAAGCUCACAGCAGCCUCUGCUGUCAUGCUUUGUCUGGAGAUAUGGUACAACCAAGGAAUGGUACUCAUAUCAGGCCUCUUACCAAACCCAACAAUCUCACUAGACUCCAUUUCCGUUUGCAUGAACUACUGGAACUGGGACAUUGAGUUUAUGCUGGGCCUGGCAGCAGCCACCAGUGUUCGAGUGAGCAAUGAACUAGGGGCUGGCCAUCCAAAGGUUGCAAAAUUUUCAGUGAUUGUAGUGAAUGGGACUGCCAUUAUUAUCAGUACAAUUUUUAGUGUUAUUGUGCUGUGUUUUAGAGUUGAACUGAGCAAACUCUUCACAAGUGACUCUGAGGUUAUAGAAGCAAUUUCUAAUCUUACUCCUCUGCUUGCCAUCUCUGUUUUCCUCAAUGGUGUUCAACCUAUACUCUCAGGUGUGGCCAUUGGCAGUGGAUGGCAGGCAGUGGUGGCUUAUGUUAACCUAGUCACAUACUAUAUUAUUGGUCUCCCUAUUGGUUGUGUACUUGGUUUCAAAACCAAUUUAGGAGUAGCAGGAAUUUGGUGGGGAAUCAUCAUUGGAGUUGUUUUCCAGACAUUAACUUUAAUUAUUUUGACUUCAAGAACAAACUGGGAUGCUGAGGUUGAAAAAGCUGCUAGACGAUUGAAUGAGUCUGCAAGAGAGGGCUUGGAAUCGCUACCCAAUCCUUAACUCGCUCCAUAGGCUUCUCUUUACCAUUUUCUUUUCAAGUUGCUCUUUUUAUGAAAUGAAGAUUGGAGUUAAAGAAUCCAAUAUUUCCUCCUCAUCAGCCAAGAAUUUGAAUUUUGUAACGAAGUCAUCCACCUGGUUAGAUUUGAAGUUCCACUUUUUUUUAAAGAUUGGGGAAAGCUUUCCCUUAUAAUUUGUAGUUGCAAUUUUAAUGAAAUAACAGAGGAAGUGGAAAUUUAUAGCAUAGUGGAAUGAAUCAUAUCACCGCCAUAUUUGCGAUC
This is a messenger RNA of Manihot esculenta (cassava), 1850 nucleotides long. Its product is annotated as protein DETOXIFICATION 41. Gene Ontology annotation, cellular component: vacuolar membrane. The record is from RefSeq and is a predicted model, not a curated record. Gene Ontology annotation, biological process: xenobiotic detoxification by transmembrane export across the plasma membrane. Bases 55 to 1572 code for a protein of 505 amino acids. Lineage: Eukaryota; Viridiplantae; Streptophyta; Magnoliopsida; Malpighiales; Euphorbiaceae. The transcript has 8 exons. Gene Ontology annotation, molecular function: antiporter activity; xenobiotic transmembrane transporter activity.